AUGGCUGCUGUUGUAUCUUGGUUGUUGAGACUUCUGGUUCUUGUCACUCUUGUGACAGCCAGCCCCUACUCUUGGUCUGGCAUCAACACCCGUGGGGACAAUGCCGUUUCCCUUCAAGAGGACGGCGUCACCCAGCUAGAUGCCAUGCCAGGCUUCCCAGAAGGUCCCUUCACCACGCUAAAGCCAGUACGGUACGAUCCCAGGGCCCAUGUAAAGCGUUCCCGCCUAGAAGACUUUGAGGCCGUCAACGAGCAAUCCGUUUACUGGGGGCUCGAAGACGACGACCCCGUCGCAGAGGUCCAUGUUCGAAUGAAGAACGAGACCGAAGGAUUCGUCAACACGGAAUUCUUCGAAGACCUCAUUGAGUCGAUGAGUUGCCCGAAGCAGGGCAAAGGCAACCUGGUAAUGAAGUUCUCUCGGGACAUUGAUAUGGACGAUGUUUCGACGCUGUGGGAGUGGGUUCGCAAAGCAGAGGAUAACCAGCUCGUGUUCAUGGUCGCCGAUCGUGGUUGUGGGUGGAACGAGGGUCGUUUGAUGUACCGUGUCAACGACAUUGACUUCCUCCCCGACUAUACCGCCGUCCUCAAGGCUACGAAGAUUGACUGGUGCAAAAGCCUCCACAAGUGUCAGAUACGCAUUGGAGGAAAGUCAAUCCGGCGUCCAAAUCCUUUAGUGUCCCUGACAAAACGGUGGGAUCUUUGGGAUAAAAUGAAGAAUAAGACGAAAGAGAUCAAGGAUGACGUCUCUGAAAAGUUUGAUGAGGUGGCGGACAAGGUCUCUGACAAGGUCGAGGAAGCGACGGACAAGAUCUCUGAAGAGGUUGAUGAGUUCAAGGAGGACGUCAAGGAAGUCAAGGACAAGGCCAAGGAAAAGGUCAAGGACAAGGUCAAAGACCUUGUAGAAGGCGAGCACGAUAAGCACUUCUCCAUCCCCUUUAACAUGGACGUCUCUGGAAAGGGUCUGGCGUUCAGUAUGGAAGGCGUUGAUUACAAUGCCCACUGCUCGAACUGUUCCACUGAUGGGUCCUUUGAGAUUGACGCCGCGUUGACUAUCCACGACGGGGAAACAGAGGAGGCCUCCGUCGGGUUGACCACCGAUGGUCUCAGGGCGACAACAAUCUUGAGUCUCGGUAUCAAAGGGAAGAUCAGCGAGCCUCUCAUUGAGAAAUCCAUGCCGAUAUUCAAGGUAUCUCCAGCGGGCAUCGCUAUUCCCGGCGUUGUAACCAUUGGCCCUACUAUCACCGUGGCUCUCAAGGCUGGCGUCGAUGCCAUUAGAGGGGGAGCCACGAUGACUGUAGGCGGGCACAUGAGGGUCCAUAACUCUUCAGCUACCCUCAACUUUUUGAAGGAGGAUAAGACGAAUGCCGAGGGCUGGGACGUGGACAUCGAGAGUCACCCCGUCGAGAUCGACGGCUUCGUCGAGGCCAAAACGUAUCUGUCAUUGAGCCCAUCGCUUGGUCUAGAGAUCAGUCUCCUCGAAACUGGAUUUGCCGCCGAGCUUUCUGCCAAUUUGCCCUACCUAGCCGCGAGCAUCAAAGGGACUCAGUCCCUUACAUGCAGUGCCUGCGGAAAUUAUUCGACAGGCGUAUCGGGCAGCGUUGACCUUGGUACCUCCGGUUCUAUCGGUCUGAAAAAGAAGAUUGCUGGCACGAUGAAGGACCUAUGGUCUCUAAGUCUCUAUUCUGCUGCUCUCCCGCCAAUGGCUCCCUUUUGUAUAGGCCUUGUUGCUUGCUCGGCCUCGAAUGGAACAUCGAACGGAACAGAGCCUGAUAAGGCUGCGAAUAUCUCGACUAUCGCAUUAUCUAGGUUCCAAAGAUAG
This is a messenger RNA of Clonostachys solani, 1818 nucleotides long. NCBI's taxonomy places the organism in Eukaryota, Fungi, Ascomycota, Sordariomycetes, Hypocreales, Bionectriaceae. The record is from the annotation of a GenBank genome assembly.